AUGAAAAUUUUGGAUUUAUGUGACGUGUUUGAAGGUCAUUAUAAUCCUAAUGGAGCUUAUAAGUGGUUGCAAGAGGUUGAGAAAUUUUUCAAAGGUGUGGCAUGUCCCGAAGGUCAAAAAGUGCAUUUGGGAACCUUUAUGUUGACAGAAGAAGUUGAACAUUGGUGGAAUAAUGCGCAUCAACGUUUAGAUAAUGCAAGGGCUGCAAUUACUUGGGUUGUAUUCAAGAACAUGUUCCUAGUCAAGUAUUUCCCUGGAGACAUCCGCAAUAGGAAAGAAAUGGAAUUUGUCAAAUUGGAACAGGGGAAUAUGUCAGUAACGAAGUAUGCCACUAAGUUUGAGGAGUUAUCCAGGUACUAUCCACUAUAUGUUGGAGAGGCAGGAGAAAAGUCUAAGUGCAUCAUGUUUGAAAUGGGAGUUAGGCCUGAGAUCAAGAAACAUAUUGGAAUGAAAGAGAUUUGUGACUUUCCAACCCUAGUGAAUAAGCGUAGGAUUUAUGAUGAGGAUAGUCGUGCUGAAAAGGCACAUUACCGAAACACUGGAACCAUGAAGGACAAGAGGCCUAUGCAUCAUAAUAGAGAGAAACCUUACUCUUUUCCUCCUAGUAAAUCUGGAAGUCGUCUGAAUUAUCAACAAUAUAGUCUUUCAGCUGGAAAAGGAAAUAGCAGUGGUAAUGGGAAAGGAAAUGGAAAUAGUUAUACUUAUGGGCGUGAUAGAGGAAACCCCAAUGGACGAGGAGUUAGUAACGGGAAUAGUAACAACAGGAGUCAAGUCUCGAGCAACAACAAUGGUAAUAAUGGUGAUCCACCUACUCCUAUCUGA
Messenger RNA from Cicer arietinum (chickpea), 822 nucleotides. RefSeq lists its product as uncharacterized. NCBI's taxonomy places the organism in Eukaryota, Viridiplantae, Streptophyta, Magnoliopsida, Fabales, Fabaceae. The record is from RefSeq and is a predicted model, not a curated record.